AUUCCUGUCAGGAUUUUGUUUUCAGGCUAAUUCCAAGGCUAUUGGGACUCUGCGUUGUUUCCAUGUGAAUAAGAAUAAAAUAGAUCCUCAUCAGUAUCUCCCUGAGCUGCGCCCUCCAGAGAUAUAAAUCUGCUCGGUGUGCUUCUGUGGACUGCUCCCAAGUGUCAGGACCCACAGCAGCAGAGCAGAAAUGCUCCCCAACACCUCGCCCUGCUCCUCCGUACGCUCUGCUUAGGCUCUGCCAUUUUGCAGCCAUGCAUCAUAUCUGUCUGCAGCUCACAUGUGCAUGAUCUCCAUGGCGACUUGGGCACUCGAGGUAGAAAUACGAGCUGCAUCAUCUCCCCCUGUUGUCCAUCGACAUAAAAUGCAGUGUUCUGGAACAUGAGAAAGGCAAUACGUUUCCUCCAGUUCUUUGUAAGCUGAUAUGAAGUAGACAGACACCUUCUGAAGUUUUGUGCAUGCUGUGCUCUUUUUUUCUUUGCUGCAACAAGAAAAGCCUUUUCUUUUAACCUGGCUUCCUUUGAAGAAGUAACUCAGGAAGCUUCAUGGCCUCUCAAGAAUCUGAAGGACAAACAAACCCAGUCUUUAAGGACUACCUUCCUGGUUCUUCUGACCUGUCAGAGCAGGACAAGCCUGCUGAGCCUGCAGGCCCCUGGAAGCAAGCCUCACACAUGCAUAACUUACCACCUGGACUGGAGUACCUGAACCAGGUCCAGAAUCUUUCCCAAUGCUGGAACUGUUCUGUUUCAUCAUGGACUCCUUUGCUUGACCGGAUCAUUAUUCAUCAGCAGGUGGAGCUCCUUGAAGCCAUACUUGGCACAGAGACCUGCAGCAAAUAUGAGAUUAAAAACCAUUUGGGACAAAGAGUUUACUUUGCAGUGGAAGAAAAUGGUUGCUUCAAUCGUAACUUGUGUUCACCUAUAAGGUCUUUCACCAUAAGGAUUGCUGAUAACUCUGGCCGAGAGGUGAUUACAGUGAAUAGACCCUUGAGAUGCAACAGCUGCUGGUUCCCUUGCUUCCUGCAAGAGUUAGAAGUUCAGUCCCCACCAGGUACAGUAGCUGGUUACGUUGUACAGAACUGGGACCCGUUUCUGCCUAAGUUUACAAUACAGAAUGAAAGUAAAGAAGAUGUACUAAAAAUAAUUGGCCCAUAUGCAACUUGUGGCUGUUUUGAAGAUGUUGACUUUGAGGUAAAAGCCCUCAAUGAAAUGUCGACGAUUGGCAAAAUUUCCAAGUACUGGUCUGGAUUUGUAAACAAUGUCUUCACCAACACUGCCAACUUUGGGAUCCAGGUCCCAGUAGAUCUUGACGUGAAAAUCAAGGCAGUGAUGAUCGGUGCAUGCUUCCUCAUCGACUUAAUGUUCUUUGAAAACUCUCUGGAUGGCUUCUAACAAGAUGACAGAAACAAUAAAAUAUGCAGAAUGUGUUUCAAAAUCUCUUGAGCUUUGGACAUGAUUUUGAACUGCACAAAUCCUUGUUCCUUAUAGGAAAUGAAAGGGAGCUAAUGAUGUUGUUUAUUAAAAUAUAUCUCUUGUAAAUAAUAAUUUCCCACUUACAUUUUACACGCGUUGUAGCUAAACAUAUACUUUUCCCACAGAGCACUGUUCCAAAGGAACAGUGCUAUUCUCUUCUUUCUCUUUUGAUCUUCCUGCAUGGGAAAUCAUGAAAGAUUAGACGAAGCCUUGCAGCAUCACUGAUGAAAGUCUCUGUUUAAAGAACUCUUUGAUGCUGUGUGAGUGCUGGUACCAGUUACUAACCACAUGAGGGUGUGUUGUGAGGGAUUUGGUUUAGCUUUUUCAUAAUUUUAGUAGUCAUUUUCGGAUUUGUUAUUUAAUUAAUAGUAACAAACUGAGUUUGAAAGCAACAAAUAUAAAGACAUCACCCAAUGGGAAGUUCAACAUGGUAUCUAUUUCAGUGAGUUGAAAGAAGGGAUGUUUGCUUGCAAUUUAUUUUAUGGCAAAGAUUUAUUUAAUGAGCUGUGGCCAGAAAUUAGGCUUCCGAUAGUAAAUGGGGGAACUUAAACUCCAUUCAGAAAAUGUGGACUUUUUGCUGUCUGUAUUGAAGGCAGGCAGUAUGGUUUGAGAAAGUCCCCUAUGUGCACACGAAUCACUUAGCUUUUGACCUAUCUAAUGUGAAGCAUUUGUGCUCCUAUCCACUCAAGAAUUUCAUUUAGAAGUUGUUUUUUUUUUCCCGCUCUUCGUAAUAUCUGAUGGUUGAUAACUUCUCAAUUGGCCUUGUCUGAGGCCAUCCAAGAGCAAACACCUCCUUGGAACAGAAUUAUCUUUUCUCUUUGGCAAGCUCAGGUAUUCUCUAUGCUAAAACUGUACAAUAAGAGUUUUCUCUGUUAGGUAAGUUUUAUGUAACUGCUCACUCCUGCAGUCGCAGUAUUUCAUAAUACUGUUCCUAAGCAUUCAUGCCAACACGGGCUCUUAGGGACAACCUGGGGAUUAGGUCCAACUAGCACAGAUUCAUGAAAGGCAGGUCCUGCUUGACCAACUUGAUCUCCUUCUUUGAUCAGGUAACCCACCUACUGGAUAAGGGAAAGAGUUUUGAUGUAGUCUACCCAGGCUUUAGCAAAGCCUUUGACACUGUUUCCCACAGCACUCUCCUGCAGGAGAUGGCAGCCCAUAGCCUGAACAGGUGUGUUCUUCUCUGGGUAAAAAAACUGGCUGGAUGGCCAGGCCCAGAAAGUGGUGGUGAAUGGCAUUGAUUUCAGAUGCUCCUCAGGAGUCAGUUUUGGGGCCAGCCCUGUUUCAAGUCUUUACUGAUUAUCUGGAUGAGGGGAUUGAAUGGAUCAUCACUAAGUUUGCAGAUGCCACUAAGUUUUGGGGAAGUGUUCAUUUGCCUGAGGGUAGGAAGACCCUACAGAGGAAUCUGGUAGGCUGGUUUGAUGGACUGAGGCCAGCAUUCAUUAUAUACAUGCAAGACAUAAACAAAAACAUUUUGUUGCGAAGUAUUUCCUGUAUGAACUUACUUAUGCUUCUCUCAAAAACUUCAAUGAGUUCUUCAAGAAGCAGAGAAGGACCGUAAAAUACUCGUGGUAAGAACAGUUUCCAAGGGGAACACCUUACAAAUCACCUGGAAUGCUAGAUUUUGAAACACAAACUGGUAAUUCAAUUCUUGUAAAUAACCAAACACAUCAACGGAAGGGAGAGGAGAUAAUGAAUAAUUCAUAACAAUGAAAAAGAGCUAAAUUUAUCAGGUGAUUAAUUCUCAACAAAUAUUUAGACUAAUUUUAAUUUAAUGUUCAUGGGUAUGAAUUCAAACACAGUAAAUCCAGGAAGCUGCAACUAACGUUCCCAUAGUGAAAUUAACUCAGGAACGUUCAUAGAUUUAAACAGUAUGUUUUAGAUUAUAUACCACACUUAGGUAUUUAUACACAUUUACAUAUGUCUUGAAAAUAACUGCGGUUAACAAGCUCCGACAAUCAUCAUUAUUUGUUAACCGUUUCACUACCAGCUCUCGCUGUAAUUCCUAGCAGCGGCUCAGGCAACGAUUGGCAGAACAGGAGAACUCCGGGGAGCGCCGCUGUUUUCUUUCCCUGUGCGCUAGCAGUGGGCUUCGUGGGCAAGAAGCUCCCUCCUGUGGAAAUAUAUGGUUUUGCAGAAGGACACAGGUGACGCCAAUUUGCUUUUCUCACUAGUGUAAUUCUAUUGAAUUCAGUCCUUUCACUCCUAAAUUCCCCUAAUUCAAAUUGAGAAAAAGAACCAGAUUCCUAUUUUAUUUUAUCCUUUGAAAUCGCUUUGCUACCUUAGACACGAGCAGCUGUCCUUGCAGCCACAGUGUUGCUUCUUACACCAAACCAUGCUCUUGCACUGAUGGUGUGCACAGCCAAAUGCAGUGCCUGCUGAGACCAGCAGCUCCCUUGUUCUUUGCCACUUUUCACUCCCAAUCUCCAGCCUUCUGAUAUCCCUUAACAAGCCAAAGACAUCUCUGAAACAAACAUGUCCAAUUCACAUUGAAUUUAAUAGAGCUGUCUUUACCUGCAGGGCCAUCAAUGUCCUUGUAGGUUAGCAAUGUGUGCUUGCACACGUUUUCUUCUAUAUUGCAACCAGAUGAUGGAAUUGUAGUUCUUGCACUUUUUUCUUGCUGUUUUUGUGUGUUAGUCUGCUUUAUUCUUGGAAACAAACAAACAACAACACUUGCAUAUGUGUAUGUAUGAAUGCCUCGUUCAAACCCAGUGGCAGCCUCUGGUAUGAUCCAGAACUGCCUCAGCCUCUGGACAAAGCAAAGCACGGGGACUGCGACUGCUCUUCCUACCAAGGAGAACUUCCUUGGCAGCCUGCUUGGCCUUAGUACUACCCCUCAGUAUCCUGGAAGAAAUACAGUGCCAAUGCCAGCACUUUUUCAACUAGAAAUUCCCUACUUAUAAGGGAUGAGAAUUCAGGCUCACCAAAGAUGGAGUUUGAUGUGAUAGCACCAAAGAAAAUUAACAUUAUUUUAAAAAAAAAUAAAAUCUGCAGCUGUACAAACUUUCUUACUAACAGCAAUGUAUUUCACAUUUUGGGUGCUCUUUACAAAACUCACAUUUCUCAGUUCCCCAGUGGCUCCGAACCCCAAAGAAGAAUUCAGUACUUCCCACAGGGACAGGUACAGUCUAAAGUAGAUGCACGUCCUGAACUUCUAUACAGAAAUACUUUUGUUCUAGUCAAAACCUUAAUUCAGCCAAGUGACCAGUUUCCUGCUCCAUAGCUAGCUGCUGUGUUGAUCUGUGUGAUAUGCAGUUUUUGUGCUCAGUAGAUGGCAGCAACAGUUCAUUAAUAGAACGGCUUUCACAGACCACAAGGUGUACUCAGGACACUGAGUAAAGAUCAACACACUUUUAACCUCUUAUUUCUCCCUUAACUGAAGAUUUUUUUUCUUUGUUGCCUGAUAUAAAACCUUUGGUACAAGAUGCUGGCUUGUUCUUAUCGCCUGCUUUUUAUAGCUGGAUUACAGGUGACAAAUAUCUCAUGAGGUAACAUGGGCAGGAGCCAGUCUAUGUCAAAGAGAGCAUUUCCUUUGGUCAGCCUCAAACCUAUCUUCUGCACCUGGAAUAUCUCUCUAUCUUCCUCGGGUGGAGGGAGAAGCUCUGAUUCCAGGGCACUCCCCACCUUCUGCAGAAACAAAAUGCUGUGUCUAAAAGCAGCUGCUUUGUGGUUUGCUCCCUAGAAGAACGGGGACUUUCUAUGGGUAAAAUACCUUUGUUCCUGUCCCAUAUCAUCAUGGUGCCUUGCAGUGUGCUGUCCUGGGGCAGAGGGUGGAAACCCCCAGUACUGCCACAACCCCAGAUGACAACGAUACCUGGGAAGAGAGCAACACAGCAUCUCUGUAAGCUCUGAGAUCUUCUGGUUAUCUAAUAUAUUGGGGAUAUGAAAGUAUGUCUCUUUGAAGAUGUUGUACAAUCAAAAAAAAAACAAAAAACUUUUUAAUUUCCUUGUUCUAUAAUUAGACAAACGUGGAAAUGAUCCCAACACAAUGUUUUCUAAUUGAGGUAAGUGCUUCCUGUAUUGAGAGAAAAAAAAAAAAUUCUUCCUAUUUGACUCUCUUCUUAGUUGUAUUGCUUUCUUUUCAAUCAGGAUGAUAUAUUCUAAGUUAGAAUCAUGCAUAUUACUUUAACUCAAAGAGCAGCUACAGGUUUUUAUGUGUACUUUUCUUUCCUGAAAAGUGGCACCCUUGGUGGGGCAGGGGGAGCUGAAGCUUUAGAUCCUUAGGAAAAGUUAGUCCAUAUUCUGUGAAAGGAGAUUUGUUGUUUUUUCUGAAAUGCAAGAUGUUUUGUUAAAUUCAAUCUCUCUUAGGAAUGGCAUCUUCAAAAGCAAAUCGCUCCCAUUAGCAAUUGCCAUGAGACUGACUUGUUUAUUUAUCAGCAGUUAAUUCCUUCACUCCUCUCAUAUGAAGCUAAGAAUCAGUUUGCAAAAGAGAUGAAUACUUAUUUUUUGGACUGAGACAGCCCAGGCUAGAUACAAUUUCCUGCUUUCCUUUCCAUAUUUGUUAAUGUUCUUUUAUUAACACAAUACUAACCUUUCACAAAAUAAAGUUCAGAUAGGCAUGCCCAGUGAUUGUACCCUGAGUACAUCAAUUCCUUUAACUCAAAGGAUAGGAAAUUUUUGGCACUUUGAACAGAGACCUGUAGGUGACUUCCUGAUUGUGCAUCUCCAGAAUUGCCGCUGAAAAUUAAGCUAAAUUCACAAUUAGGUCUUGCAUUCCACUCUCUUGCAAAAAUGAUAACAGAGACCUCUCAUCCCCAUUAUCUUCUGUUUUCUCCUGGCAAAGGAUUAGUAUUUCUGUAGGAAUCAGAGCCCUGUCCUCAUGUAUCCUGAUAGCCUCAAAGUCUACUUGAAAGCUUCAGAUUUGCAUUGAAUUCUCUAUGCUAUAAGUCAUGUCAACAGGGUGUGUUACCUUGGUGUGUUUCUCCACGCUGAGAUACUUCAGGGACUUUUUCACUCCGUGACAACCACAUCAGAAAAGUCAUCUCCUCUAACAGUUGUGUGCAUGUGAGUCCUGCUCUGAAACUGGCUGGAAUGCUGUUGGCAUAAGAAGAUGCAUUUAUAUGGCUAGGAGAAAGAAUCAGCAUACAUCAGACUUGACCCCAUAGUGACCUGCUUGCACAAGCAGCCUCAGCUUUCUCUGAAGCCUUUAGGUCAAUUGUUCUGUCUGCUCUUGUCAGAACUGGGUUUGGCACGUUUUAGGAACAGUGUGUUUAGUUUGAGCUGUCACCACCCUGGUUAGCAUUGUCCCAGUGUUAUGAAAGGUGGAAUGACUGGGAAGCCAGAGAAGCACUUGAUGAAGAUGAAUAAUUGUGAAACAAUAGUGUAACUUCCAGGAAAGACUGAGACCAUCACAGAACAGAGCGGACAUGGAGUGAAGAAGGACAAGUUAAGAAAUAUUGCUGAGAGAAGAUGAUGAAGAAAGAAAAAAUGUUUUAAGAAAAUCAUUGACGACUCGCAGCUCUAUUAUACUCAAGAAUUGAAUCAGGAACUGGAUGGCAAAUACAAUUUAUCACACCAUGUAUUGACCAAGUCCAUCAGAAAUGUGAGUAGGUUUCUUCCAGAAAAAUGUCUGAGAGAAAAAGGAAGGAUAUGCUGCCGUUCUCCUUGACAGGACAAGGACAUCCUUAUGCAGGAAACAACAUUCAUCCCUAUGUCAAACAAGCAUGUUUGUUGAAAUAGAGUAUUUAAAUCUUUGCACAUAUAUAGAUGGAAAACAGCAGCCCUAGCAUGGACUACAGGAUCUAUAGAUCAUCCUGAGUGCAAUCACACGACAUGUGCAAGACAAUCAGGGAAUCAAGCCCAGCCAGCAUAGGUUCAUGAAAGGCAGGUUGUGCUUGACCAGCCUCAUCUUCUCCUAUGACGAGACAACCCACCUGGUUCAGCAAGACCAAGUGCCAUUCCAGCUUGAACUUUAGAAUUACAAAGUAUAGGAGUGCAAUAACUGCCCUCCAAGCACUGCUGUUAGAACAACUCAAGAUGCUCAGAGCUUUUUUUUCAGUUUUCGGGAAACUAUGCACAAA
Molecule: messenger RNA, 7489 nt
Organism: Lagopus muta (rock ptarmigan)
Lineage: Eukaryota; Metazoa; Chordata; Aves; Galliformes; Phasianidae
Product: phospholipid scramblase family member 5-like
Exons: 14
Coding region: 546-1391 (281 amino acids)
Biological process (GO): plasma membrane phospholipid scrambling
Cellular component (GO): plasma membrane
Molecular function (GO): phospholipid scramblase activity
Source: RefSeq, a predicted model, not a curated record